AUGGAAGCGACAGAUGCAACAGCAGUACCCGAGGGUACAGCAUUGAAAACAUUGAAGAAUAGAAAACGUCUGGGGUAUUUUAUGCUGUUGAUGGCGAUGUUUUUCUUUUUUCUCUGGAUGCCCGAUACUAUAUGCGAACUUAUCGAUUUAAUAUCUGAAGAUGGAGUCAGCCCUGGUUUGCUACAGUUUGCCCAGAGUUUCGGAUUACUGCAUUCUGGCAUUAGCCCAUUUCUUUCAUUGGCCAGCAUGGACCGCAACUGGACAAAAGGAGUGUUUUCGAUGUGCAAGCAGCUACACAUUUUAAAGGAACAUAAAUCCCCUUCCUCGACGAACGAAGACGCAUUAGGGCCGUUCAACCCCAAAUUUGUCAAACCUAACGUCAAAGUACAAUACAACAGACGAUCUUCAUCUGUCUUUAUCUACUAACUCUGUGAUCUAGCUUGUUUAAUUUUUCUAUAAAUAAAGCUA
Cylas formicarius (sweet potato weevil) is the source of this 468-nucleotide messenger RNA. RefSeq lists its product as uncharacterized. The record is from RefSeq and is a predicted model, not a curated record. The coding region runs from base 1 to 426 and encodes 141 amino acids. NCBI's taxonomy places the organism in Eukaryota, Metazoa, Arthropoda, Insecta, Coleoptera, Brentidae. The transcript is spliced from 2 exons.